CCCUCCCCCUCCUUUCUCUCCCUCCUGCCGUCCGAUCCGCAGCAGCAGCAGCAGCAGCAGGACGGAGGUACUUCAGUUUUUGAAGCCGUGGCAUGAAUGAUCUCAUCUGAACCUGAUCUCCGCUUUCUCUGCCGUCGAUCCUAUGACCGAGACGGGAGUAAAAUAACACAGACACGAGCAGGAGUCUUGCUUCAGACUGGCCUAAAAUGGGCAGAAAUGGUGCUGAACAAAAGCUGCUUGUCGCGCGUACAAAAGUACUUGAAGCGCUGCAGCCGGGACCGAGCUGCAUUGCUAUUGCCUGUGCCUCUCAACAGGAAAGGUAUAGCAAACUUUUAAGGAAAUCCCAAACGCAAUCAUUUACUUAUCACUGUAGUUCAGAGUUGCAGCUUUUUCUUCUUUGUUUUUUUUUUCUGUGCAAGUUAUUUAUGUCACAACUGCUUUAAGCAGAUUUUUUUCUGUCCACACAGAUAUUACUACACCACUCUAACCUCAUUACAUCUGUCACUAAUUUGAGUAAUUACACGACACUUACAGUACCUAGUGAAAGUAAUCACACCCCUUGAACUUAAUGGGUUUUUCUCCUUUUAAAGAAUUUUAUUGGGAUUUAAAUGUGAAAGCGCCAGGCAAAGUUGGGCAAAAUUGUAAAGCAGGACGAAAAUAGUAUUGCUUUCCAAAUAAAAAUCUUCUCCAGUUUCAAGAUUUUGGCAGUCUUUAAAGAAUCGGUGUUAUGUAAAAUUGAGCUUUACGUCGUGUUUUAUUAUUAUUACCUCAUCAAAACAUACCUAAUAUAUUGCUUUGAUUCUUUCAUUCAUGUUUGAGAAAUUCUUGAACCUGAAUGCUCGUUCUCACCGAGCUCCGCCUUUUUACCCAGAGGGCCGCCUUGGUGCAUCCGCAGAGUUUGUUAGAGGAACUACUUCUCUUCCUAAGAUGGGUUGUAAACAGAUGACAAAAACUUCCCUGAUCUCUUGGUCAGGGAUGCAAUGAUGUGCAAACUGGGCCGAUAUCAAUAUCCAAUGUCAAUACUGCUGUUGGGCCCGAUAACUGAUAUUUACACUUUAGAUUUGAACAUCCCUACCAUUUUGACACCUUGACGAAAGCAACCACAGUACUGACUUCACCUCUCAAGUUAAACUCCCCACAAUCCUUUGCUGCAUCACUGUCACUUUCAUGCGACGCCCUCCAGACACAGAUGGCAACAAAAGGAAUUAAAUAUUGGUUGUUAAUAUCAGCCCAGAUUUAUUUAUUGGUUCAAUACAAAUAUUUUAAAUGGUUAAUAUAGACAGAUAGAGAUAAAGAUACUGUAGAAUAAAUGACCAUGAACCCAACAUACGAUGAAUCUGGGGUCCAUAUCGUGCAUCCGUCGUCUAGAUGUUCAAAGUUGUUGGAGAAAAAAUGCAUCUAUAUUUGGAGGGAAAGUAUUAACUGGUGGUGCUUAAUACAAAUACAGUUUUUAAACGUGUCUAGAUUCUUUUCAGUUCAGUUCUGUUCUGCUUCCAAUAAAUCCCACUAAAACACUGAUGUUUCUGACAGUAAUGUGAUAAAGCGUGAAAAAGUUCAAGCGGUGUGACUAUUUCUUUAUUCAAAGCACAGUUUUCUCCUCACUUAAAUUAGCCAGUGCAACUCUGAAACACUUUUAUGGUUGUGAAUUUGUUCGUAAUGAGUUCCUGUCAGUAGUUCUCACUCUGCGUUUUCUUCCCUCCCUGCCUGCAGCAGAGAGACAUCAUGUUCCCGAAGGGCACCAAGCGCAAGUUCUCCGACUCCGGAGAGGAGGCGGUGUGUGGCGGCGGCGGUGAUCAGGGCCCCUCGGCCGCACCGGCCCCGUCCCCCGCUGCGGCCCGGACGCUGUCGUCGUCCUACAGCCUGCAGCGGCAGUCGCUGCUCGACAUGUCGCUGAUCAAGCUGCAGCUCUGCCACAUGCUGGUGGAGCCCAACCUCUGCCGCUCUGUGCUCAUUGCCAACACGGUGCGGCAGAUCCAGGAGGAGAUGACCCAGGACGGCACCUGGCAGAUCAUGACCCAGGCCCUGGCGGCCGCCCAGUGCCCCGCCGACCGCCUGGUGGCCACCGAGGUGCUGUGCAGACAGACAGAGGCGGCGGCGGCGGCGGCGGCGGCGGCGGCAGCGCAGGCCGGCCAGAGCCCCAAACCCUUCUCCGUGUCCGGGCUGGAGGAGGGCUACCACUCGGAGGAGGUGGUGAUGGACGGGGACGCCGAGGCGGAGGUCGCCAUGUCGUCCCUGUCGCCCGUCUCACCUCAGCUGUCCUCGGCGACCUACCUGGCGGGGCCGUUCGGGAUGGGGCCCUGCUGGGAGGACGACGAGGAGGACGGCGACUGCGAUGAGGAUGAGGAGGAGGACAGCGAGGAGUGCGCGUCGGAAGGCGAGGACGCUGAGCGGCACCACCUGAGAGCGGACUCCAGGACAGGGGAGCAGGUCUUCGGGACUUUUGAGAUCAAGCACCCGGCGCCGCCGCCCGACCCGGCGCUGGAGGAGCUGUUCUCUGACGUAGACCCGUCCUACUACGACCUGGACACGGUGCUGACGGGCAUGCAGAGCACCCCCAAAAUGGGGCCUUACGACCUGUUGGAGAGCCUGUCCUCUCACGGGCCGACGGCGCUGAGCUCCAGCGCCACCUGCAGGUCCGACCUCAACGAACUGGACCACAUCAUGGAGAUCAUCGUGGGCUCCUGAACGCGAUCCCAGACUAUGCACAGCACAACGUGCGUGUCGGUGAUGUUACAGAUCCUUCCAGGUUUUGGGAACAAGGUGGGGAGCGAGGGGUGGGGUAAUCAUGGAGAAGGUCCUCUUUCACUGUAGAGGAGUGAAUGACUUUGGGUUUUUAUUAACCCACAUGACCAGGGAGCAAAGUUAGCGUCCCGCUCUGUCAAACCCUCCCGCGGUCUUAGGAGAGUUUGAGAGUUUUUUAUUUGCCCCUUCUUUUCCCCUUCUCUUCUACUCUCUCCAACCGUCAACAUCCCCUUGUGCGCCGUGCUAAGACAGCGAGAGGGUUACGAAAAGUCCAAAACCUGCGACUGUCUGUGAGAAGGCAAAGAUAAUUACCUACACCGCGAUGCAUUCUGACUUCCUGUCGUUUCCGUCUCGUUCUAGCUCCUUCUGGUCCGACUCUUGCCUUUUUUACGUCCAGCUCUAUUUAUUGUUACAUGGACCAAGGAACAACUCGCCACACUACAUGCACCGAAACAGAACAAAUUGUAAAUCCAAAUCUAUGAAUCAAUGCAUAUUUUCCUAGAGAUUUGAGCAGUUAUGAAUGGAUUAUAUGUAAAUGUACGUAUGUGUAUAAAGAAAUAUAUUUUUUUGCAUUAUACGGCUUGCUGGGGGUUGGUGGGAGAGGGGGGGGGGGGAUUUUGCGAGCAUCAUUUGAUAUUCUUAUUUUCUGUCCCAAGCGGUUUUUAAUGGUUUUAAUGUAGCCGGACUGGAGGCAGUGUCUUCCCAUGGACUGUCGACGCGCCGUUCUUUCAUUUCUGCUGAAGCUUCACCGCAGAGCAGGAACUCACUUCCAGCCAUCGAACCAGACGUGGCUCAGGAGUUUUUUUUUGUUAUUUUUUUCACUUUACAGUAUCCAAGUGACAAAUGAAGUAGUUUGGCUGCUGCGCUUUUAAUACAGAUCCAAUAAUGGUAAGAAGCAGCUUUUAUUUCUCUCUCUCUCUUUCCUAAAGCAUCUGGGGGAAAACUACAUCGAGAAGCCAUAUUUCUUUUCCUUUUUUUUUUUUUUUUCCUCAUUUGUUACUACAAAUGAUAAAUCCUCUGUGUUAACCCAUCUAAUUUAUUGUUUAUUUAUUGUAUUUAUUUUAUCUAGGUACAGACAUGCCAUAUUGACGUAUCAAUUCAACCACCAGGCCCGGUGAAAUUGUAUUUAUCGGAAAAAAAAAUCUUUUCCCGGUUUAAAAUGCAGUACCUAUUUAUUCGUAAUUUUUAUGACUAUUAGUUUUAAAAAAAAGAAAAACAAUAAUAACCGGGUUAAUAAUAAAGUUACUAUGCAGCUCUGUCAUAUGUGUUUCAUAAUGACUGUAUAACUACUCAAAUGUCCUUAAAUUCCAUUAUGCAAAAACUUCUUUCUCCAAAUCUGUAGAAAAAUAAAAAACGUUUUUUUGUUUUUUUUUUUUUUUCUUUUUUUUUUCUUCCCAAAUUGCUUCUUAUGGUGAAUAAAACAUGAACUCAGGCAAAUGAAAUGUAUUGAUUAAAAUACAGUAUUACAACACGCUGAAUACCUUACCACAACACUCCUGAAGGAUGUCACUCUAGUCUGAAUAGGAGCUAGAACUUCAAAGACGUAAUUAUCUUUGUAAAAUGUAUGCAUUUUUAUAUCAAAAAAACAUUGUAGCAUCUUUGUACAUAUUUUUUAUAAUAAAAGGUGCAACUAUUGA
Molecule: messenger RNA, 4379 nt
Organism: Poeciliopsis prolifica (blackstripe livebearer)
Lineage: Eukaryota; Metazoa; Chordata; Actinopteri; Cyprinodontiformes; Poeciliidae
Gene: cdca4
Product: cell division cycle associated 4
Exons: 2
Coding region: 1723-2685 (320 amino acids)
Cellular component (GO): nucleus
Molecular function (GO): transcription regulator activity
Source: RefSeq, a predicted model, not a curated record